AUGCCCGGCUCCAUGUACCAGCCCGAGCCCGGGCAGCCGGCCCGCGGCCCGCCGCGCUGCCUCACCCUGCUCAGCCCGCCGCCGCCCGCCGGGCAGGAGCCGCCGCCGGAGCCCGAGCCCGGCCGGGAGCGGGAGGGGCCGCCGGGGCCGCCGGCGCAGGGCGAAGCCGCCGCGCUGAGGUUUGCCCUGGACCAGCUCUCGCUGCUGGGGCUGGAGGGCGCGGAGGAGCCGGCGGGGGGCGCGGGGCCGGGCGGCCUAAGGGAGCGGGAGCGCGGCGGCGGCUCCCCGGUGCCGGCCCCCGCCCCGGCCGCGGGCGCCUUCGGCAGCCUGGCCCCGCCGCUGGGGCCGCCCGCGCUGCUGCCCGAGCCGCCGGCGAGCAGGAAGAAGAGCGUGAACAUGACCGAGUGCGUGCCCGUGCCCAGCUCCGAGCACGUCGCCGAGAUCGUGGGCCGGCAAGGCUGCAAAAUCAAAGCCCUGCGUGCCAAAACCAACACGUACAUCAAGACACCGGUCAGGGGCGAGGAGCCCGUGUUCAUCGUCACGGGCAGGAAGGAGGACGUGGAGAUGGCCAAGCGGGAGAUCCUCUCGGCCGCCGAGCACUUCUCCAUGAUUCGGGCCACGCGCAACAAAGUCAACGGGCUGACGGGGGCCUUGCAGGGGCCCCCCAACCUGCCGGGCCAGACCACCAUCCAGGUGAGGGUCCCCUACCGCGUGGUGGGGCUGGUGGUGGGACCCAAGGGAGCCACCAUCAAGCGCAUCCAGCAGCAGACGCUUUUUUUU
Messenger RNA from Pyrgilauda ruficollis (rufous-necked snowfinch), 780 nucleotides. Its product is annotated as RNA-binding protein MEX3D-like. The transcript has 2 exons. Gene Ontology annotation, molecular function: RNA binding. NCBI's taxonomy places the organism in Eukaryota, Metazoa, Chordata, Aves, Passeriformes, Passeridae. The record is from RefSeq and is a predicted model, not a curated record. The annotation marks the transcript as partial.